ACUAGUUUAAUCAAGUAAACAAAUUUGUUUGGUAAUCAAAACAAAAUAUUUUAGAAACUUCACAAUGAGUUCUUCAAAAAUGAGACGUUAUAUUUAUAGUCCACGAGAUGGUCAAGAUUUAAAUCUAUCUAGUAAAGAAAAACGACUUUCUUUACUAAAUCAAUCAAGAAACUUAACUAUUGAACUAGAUAAAAGUAUCGAACAACCGAAGAAAAAGUCCAAAAAAAAUGACAAAAGUCAAUUCAAAGAAUUAAUACCAAAAUCACCAACCACAACUGCAAAUACACCGAUCAAUGACAAGAAAAAAAAUAGAAAACAGAAGAAGAAAAUUUCACCUCGAAGAAGUAUAUUUAACAAAUCACUUAGUUCAAAAAGUAUCGAUAGCUUAAAAGCAUUAAAAAGAGCUUUAAAUAAAUCUUUAAAUAAAAUGAAUCAGAAUAAAAAAUAUAAAAACUCGUUUAAUUCAAGUUCGGAAAAGGUAAUCAAAAAGAAAAAACGUCAACAUUCAUUGGAAGUAAGUUCAGAAAAUGCCGUGAAAAAGAAAAGACGAAAAAUAGAACCAUUUGUUACCAGUACACCAUUAAAUAAAGGAAUCGUUAAGAGAGUAAAUAGGCGUAAAAAUAAGAAUAAAAAGAAUAAAACAGUUCAUAAAGAUCAGACAUCUAUAUAUAAUCCUGAAUAUCAUUUACAUUCAACGUUAAAAUUAUCAGAGAAUAGAGAAUUAACUGAUAAUAGAGAUAUCAUCGAUAUUACGUCACCACAACCGAAAAACCAUCCAUUUGUAACACUAUCCGAGACACCAAUAAAUCAACACUUAUCAAUUAAUUUAACACCAAAUAUUUAUAAAAAAUUAGCUUUAAAUAUGCCAGAUAUUAUUGAGAUUGAUGAUGACGAAGAAGUUCAAACACCAGGGGGACCAGAAAUAGAUUAUGUUAAUUUAUUAUCACCAAGUGUAAAUGGAGACGAGUCUGUAAAAGAUGAUGAUAGUUGUAUAAUCAUUGAUGAUACUCCAAAUAAAACAGCAGGAACACAAAUGACACCAAGAUCAUCGUAUCACCACGAUCGUGUUAUUGAAAUUGGAACACAAAUAACACCUCAUCAAACGAAUGUAUCAACAAAUACAUCAAAAUUCACUUAUAGUCAAGUUGUGGGUACUAAAUCGGUGCAAACUGUAACUACUUCUAAUAAUAAUGUUGUCACACAAAGUACCAGCACAUCAAUUACACAAAUAUCAAAGAAUCUACAUCAAAGUACAAGUCCAGCUCAGAAGAAACAACCGAAAGAACAACAACAGCAGCGAAUUACACCACAAAAUUUUAAUUUUCAACAAAAUAAUGGUGUUAUUUCGGAUUUUGUUCAACGGAUUAAACAGUUAGAGGAUCAAUUUAUUAAACAUGCAUUGUUACCACAAAACGAACAAAAUACGCAAAAUAAUCAAACAAAUAGUAAUUAUAAUCCGAAAUUCGGUUCUAAUAUUUAUAAUCCGAAACAAGUUGUUAAAAGAGGUUUAAGAUUAAUUGUAAUUGAUGGAAGUAAUGUUGCAAUGGGCCAUUCAAAUGGGAAAUAUUUUUCAUGUGAAGGAUUAAAAAUUUGUAUCGAUUAUUUCUUAAAACGGGGACACGAAGUAAAAGCUUUUGUACCUCAAUAUCGUCGUCAACAUCAUCAAAGUUCAAAUCCAGAGCUUUUAGAACAUUUAGCCAAGUGUAAUUUAGUCAUAUUUACACCAUCCAGACAAGUUAAUGGUCGGCUGAUUAUUCCCUAUGAUGAUAGGUAUAUAGUUCAAUGUGCAGCUGAACGAGGAGGUGUAAUAGUAUCAAAUGAUAACUACCGAGACUUAUUAGCAGAAAAUCCAGCAUGGCGUGAAACAAUUACAAAACGAUUAUUAAUGUGGACAUGGUGUGGGGACAUGAUAAUGUUUCCAAUUGAUCCAUGUGGACGAGGUGGUCCUUCACUUGAUUCCUUCUUACGUUUCUAAUGAAUUUGAAAUUGGUUCUUUUGUUAAGUUUGUUGUUUGAGUCACAAAAGUACGUUCACUUU
Messenger RNA from Chrysoperla carnea, 2037 nucleotides. RefSeq names its product NEDD4-binding protein 1-like. The transcript has 5 exons. Gene Ontology annotation, molecular function: RNA endonuclease activity; mRNA binding. Lineage: Eukaryota; Metazoa; Arthropoda; Insecta; Neuroptera; Chrysopidae. The record is from RefSeq and is a predicted model, not a curated record. Gene Ontology annotation, cellular component: nucleus; cytoplasmic ribonucleoprotein granule. Bases 65 to 1975 code for a protein of 636 amino acids.